This is a messenger RNA of Cyprinodon variegatus (sheepshead minnow), 2196 nucleotides long. Its product is annotated as G-protein coupled receptor 55-like. Gene Ontology annotation, molecular function: G protein-coupled receptor activity. The record is from RefSeq and is a predicted model, not a curated record. Gene Ontology annotation, cellular component: membrane. The transcript has 3 exons. Lineage: Eukaryota; Metazoa; Chordata; Actinopteri; Cyprinodontiformes; Cyprinodontidae. Gene Ontology annotation, biological process: phospholipase C-activating G protein-coupled receptor signaling pathway; positive regulation of Rho protein signal transduction. Bases 64 to 1125 code for a protein of 353 amino acids.
CAUGGCAGUUUAAGACUUGCUGAACAAGUUCAGCUGAAAAAAAAAACACAUCUAAGCAAACACAUGUGUGGCAUGACGCAGGAAGUGGUGAUGAAACAACAAGAGGCAGAAAAGCAGAAGCUGUCUGGCACUGUAGAGACACACAGAAAGAAACGGCAUAAUUCCUUUGCGACAAUGAUGAGCAACAACAGCACAAACUCCUGUUCAACUGAAAAUGUUGACAAAAUGAUGCAAUAUGUAGAGCUGAUCAUCUACAUUCCUAUAUUCUGCAUUGGGAUAGUUUUAAAUCUGACGGCUCUGAUGGCGUUUUGCUUGUGCCUCCGAAAGUGGACUGAGACAACCAUCUUCAUGACUAGCUUGGCUCUAAUGGACCUCCUCCUUCUCUUACCUCUACCCUUCAAAAUGCACGCUGCAAAUUACAAGUGGUCGGGCGGAUCCCAGAUGUUCUGUUCCUUUCUGGAAAACCUUUUUUUUUUUGGCAUAUAUGGCAGCAUCUACAUGAUUAUGUGCAUAGCAAUUGAUAGGUGGCUGGCAAUAUGUUAUCCAUUCAAAGCCAAGCAGCUGCGCUCCCCCAGAGCAGCUUUCUUAGCCUCCCUGGGGAUCUGGAUUCUGACUUCUUCUGCAGUCUUUCCGGUCACCUACAACUUAAGGGAGAAUUAUACAGAGGACUUCCACUGCUUCCACAGGUUUUCAGAGAAAGGCUGGAGUCCAGUGGUGAUCAUUUGCUUGCAGGUGUUUGGUUUUCUGGGGCCUGCGCUCGUGGUGGUUAGCUGUUCGGUUCAUACCAUCUGCGUUCUUCAGGAGUCUGGCCAACGUAGCCCAAAAAGCCAGGCCUGCAUCAAGAUCAUCUACAGCAGCCUGGGGGCCUUCUUGGUGCCGUUCACGCCGAGCCAUCUGGCCAUCUUCCUGCAGUUUCUGGUUCACCAGAAGGUGAUUAAGGACUGCAACACCGAGCAAAGUAUGAGCUUGUUCAUACAGACGGCCAUGUGUUUGUCCAACAUCACCUGUUGCUUGGAUGCUUUUUGCUACUACUUUGUAGCUCACGAGGUGAGGAGCACCAAAAACAGCUUCAGGAUGAGAACACUGAGCCAAAGAAGAGGCAAUUCCAGCACUUCAGAGGUCUGAACAUUUAGCAAAAGGCUGAAGAUGUGACUUGGAUACGACAGAGUGGGGUCAUAUUCAUUGUUUUUUGGCAAGUUAGUAAAACAGACUGAGCAAGCAGCUCUUGCUUUUGAGAAAGUACAACAUGCAACUUAGAACAAUGGGAAAUGAACCAGGUCAGCGAACGAUGAUAAAUUUAACCACUGAGCUGGAGCAGCAAGCCAGGUGACGCAUUUUUAACCUCAAAGAGCACUGGUAACCAAAACAUAGGCGGCAAAAAGGAAACCUUCCACUACAGAUGGAGAAUUUGAAAGGUGCUUUUUAAGAUGGUUGAGAACCUUUAGCUUGCUGACUCCAUGAUAAGAAACUGACUUGUGGUAUGAUUCAUUUUAAAUCUGGCACAGUUGCAGAUCUUUGUUGCUUUGAUUCAGAACAUCAGGAGUCAAACAGAAAAAAAGAAGAGUUAAGUAAAGUGUUCCUUUAAAUAGAAGACCAAAAGAUCCCUGUUCUCAAAUAUUAAACAUUUCUAUUUUAUUCGACAUUUUUUUAAGGCUAUUGUUUGUUAUUUUAGCCCUUUCUGGACAAAUGAAUAUUAGACAAAGGGUGGCUGAUAAAGGCAUCUGUACACAUUCCAAUACCAACAAAUAAAUAACGUGAUCUUAGAAAGCAUUCAUGUAUUUCACAUUUAUUUGAAACAAGUUAGUUUUACUUGUUUUUAUUUUUAGAAUCUUUGUUUUGGCUUUUUUGUAUUUUACAAGUGGUUGAAGUCAAAUGACUUAUCUGUAGAACAAAUAACUGUGAAUCUGAGCCUUAAAUGAUAGAGUGUAGUUUAAGGAGUUACAGAUAUUCUGAUGUUUUUGACUUUUGAAAUAAAGUUCUGUUUGUGUUUAUAUAUGUUCAGUUAAUUACACAAACUGCUCCGAGUCAGAGAGUCAGAGUGGAAAACAUACUCAUGUUUUAUAUUACUGAAGUUCUUGAAGGGUAUUUUAUGUCACUGUCAUUUAAUUUUAAAUAAGCAAGAUUUGUAUAUCACUGUAACAAAACCAGUAUUGUCUUUCAAUUCAGCCGUACGGCGUUCUGCUCAGCAACUAUUAU